CCGGCAGCCCUCCGAGGCCGCGCUGGGCAUGCUCAGUCGGCAGGGCCGCCUCAGCUCUCGGAGUAGGAAGCUCGGGCGCUCGGGCUGUGAGGAGCCGCGGCGGGGGUAAAAUGGAGCCCUUCACCAAUGAUGGAGUCUCACUCUGUCGCCCCGGCUGGAGUGCAAUGACCUGAUCUUGGCUCACCACAACCUCUGCCUCCUGGGUUCAAGUGAUUCUCUUGCCCCAGCCUCCCGAGUAGCUGGGAUUACAGAUCGGCUUCAGCUCCCCAGGAAUAUGAUUGAAAACAGCAUGUUUGAGGAAGAACCAGAUGUGGUAGAUUUAGCCAAAGAGCCUUGUUUACAUCCUCUAGAGCCUGAUGAGGUGGAAUAUGAGCCCCGGGGUUCCCGACUCCUGGUGCGGGGUCUUGGUGAGCAUGAGAUGGACGAGGAUGAAGAAGACUAUGAGUCAUCAGCAAAGCUGCUGGGCAUGUCCUUCAUGAAUAGAAGCUCAGGCCUUCGGAACAGUGCAACUGGUUACAGGCAGAGCCCAGAUGGGGCUUGUUCAGUACCCUCUGCAAGGACCAUGGUGGUCUGUGCUUUCGUCAUUGUGGUUGCUGUUUCUGUAAUCAUGGUGAUUUACUUACUACCCAGAUGUACCUUUACCAAAGAAGGCUGCCAUGAAAAAAACCAAUCAACUGAACUAAUUCAGCCACUUGCAGCAAAUGGGAAAUCGUUUCCAUGGAAGCAGAUGAGGCUUCCCACUGCCAUUGUGCCACUACGCUAUGAACUCAACCUACACCCGAACCUAACCUCAAUGACAUUCAGGGCUUCUGUGACAAUUUCAGUUCAGGCUCUUCAGGCUACAUGGAAUGUCAUUCUUCAUAGCAAAGGUCAUAAUAUUUCAAGAGUGACCUUUAUGUCGGCAGUUUCAAGCCAAGAAAAACAAGUUGAGAUCCUGGAAUAUCCAUAUCAUGACCAGAUCGCCAUUGUUGCCCCUGAAGCCCUUCUAGCAGGGUGCAAUUAUACGUUGAAGAUAGAGUAUUCCGCAAAGAUGUCCAGUUCUUACUAUGGGUUUUAUGGCUUCUCCUACACAGAUGAAAGUAAUGAGACAAGGUACUUUGCAGCAACUCAGUUUGAACCCCUGGCAGCAAGAUCUGCUUUUCCUUGUUUUGAUGAACCAGCAUUUAAAGCCACUUUUAUCAUCAGGAUCAUAAGGGAUGAGCAAUACACUGCUUUAUCAAAUAUGCCUAAGAAGUCAUCAGUCCUUCUGGAAGAUGGACUUGUUCAGGAUGAGUUUUCUGAGAGUGUUAAGAUGAGCACUUACCUGGUUGCUUUCAUCGUGGGAGAGAUGAAGAACCUGAGUCAGGACGUAAAUGGAACCCUGGUUUCUGUAUAUGCUGUACCAGAAAAGGUUGGUCAAGCUCACCAUGCCUUGGAAACAACUGUGAAGCUUCUUGAGUUUUUUCAAAACUACUUUGAAAUUCAGUACCCACUUAAGAAAUUGGAUUUGGUGGCUAUUCCUGACUACCAAGCAGUAGCAAUGGAAAAUUGGGGUUUGCUCACCUUCCAAGAGGAGACGCUUCUGUAUGACAGUAACACUUCUUCAGUGGCGGAUAGAAAACUGAUGUCUAAAAUCAUUGCUCAUGAGCUGGCCCACCAGUGGUUUGGCAAUCUGGUGACAAUGCAGUGGUGGAAUGAUCUAUGGGUAAAUGAAGGUUUUGCCACUUUCAUGGAGUAUUUCUCUUUGGAAAAAAUAUUCAAAGAGCUUUCUAUUUACGAAGAUUUCUUAGAUGCUCGAUUUAAAAUCAUGAAGAGAGAUUCCUUAAGUUCAUCUCAUCCAAUAUCAUCAUCUGUUCAGUCUUCAGAACAAAUUGGAGCAAUGUUUGAUUCUCUUUCCUAUUUGAAGGGAGCUUCUCUCUUGUUGAUGCUGAAAACUUUCCUUAGUGAAGAUGUGUUUCAACAUGCUGUCAUUCUUUACCUGCAUAAGCACAGCUAUGCAUCAAUUCAAAGUGAUCAUCUGUGGAAUAGUUUUAAUGAGGUCACAAACCAAACACUAGAUGUAAAGAGAAUGAUGGAAACCUGGUCCCUGCAGAAAGGAUUUCCUUUAGUGACUGUUCAAAGGAAAGGAAAAGAACUUUUUAUACAACAAGAGAGAUUCUUUUCAAAUAUGGAGCCUGGAAUUGAGCCUUCAGAUGCAAGCCACCUGUGGCAUAUUCCACUAUCCUAUGUCACUUACGGAGGAAAUUAUUCAAAAUAUCAAUCGGUGUCAUUACUGGAUAAGAAAUCAGGUGUCAUCAAUCUUACAGAAGAAGUGGAAUGGGUCAAAGUCAAUAUAAACAUGAAUGGUUAUUAUAUUGUACACUAUGCAGAUGAUGAUUGGGAAGCACUAAUCAAACAAUUGAAAAGAAAUCCUCAUGUUCUGAGUGACAAAGACCGAGCCAACCUUAUCAACAACAUCUUUGAACUUGCAGGCCUAGGCAAGGUGCCACUCCAAAGGGCCUUUGAUUUGAUUGAUUAUCUUGGAAAUGAGACUCAUACUGCACCCAUAACUCAAGCCCUGUUUCAGACAGGCCUCAUCUAUGACCUCCUUGAAAAAGUGGGAUCCACGGAGCAGGCCUUGAGACUGAUAGGCAGAGUAUCUAAAUUACUUCAAAACCAAAUUCAACAACAAACUUGGACUGAUGAGGGCACUCCAUCUAUGCGAGAGCUUCGGUCAGUCCUGCUAGAGUUUGCUUGCACCUACAAACAGGAGAAUUGCCGCACUACUGCCAUGAAACUGUUUGAUGACUGGAUGGCAUCCAAUGGAACUCAAAGGUUACCUACUGAUGUCAUGACAACUGUGUUCAAGGUUGGAGCAAAAACUGAGAAAGGCUGGUCAUUCCUUUGGGAAAAGUACAAUUCUUCAGGCUCUGAAACAGAGAAGAACAAAAUACUACAGGCACUUGCCAGCUCAGAGAAUGUGCACAGACUUUACUGGUUAAUGAAAACUAGCCUUGAUGGGAAUAUCAUCCAAACACAGAAGCUGUCUUUUAUCAUUAAAACAGUGAGUCGACGUUUUCCUGGAUACUUACUAGCAUGGGAUUUUGUCAAAGAGAACUGGAAUAAGCUUGUACAGAAGCUCCAUCUGGGGUCCUAUGCCAUACGAAAUAUUGUUGCUGGAUCAACUUACCUGUUUUCAACAAAGGCACAUUUAUCUGAGGUUCAGGCAUUCUUUGAAAAUCAGUCAGAGGCAACCUUCCGGCUUCGUUGGGUCCAGGAGGCUUUGGAAGUCAUUCAGUUGAAUAUCCAGUGGAUGGAGAAGAACCUCAAAAGUCUCAACUGGCUGUAGCAUGCACAACCACACCUCAUUUUGUUGCCCAUUCAGAGAGCUUGUAAGCUUGGGCUCUGCUGCUUUUGCAAAAGCCAAGGUAAAGCCAGGAUCGCUGCCAAGUUGUUUGCACUCUUAGGAGUUCUAGUUAGCUCAGGGCCUGACUAUUUUUCAUCCGUCUUUUCUGAAAUGUCUUUGGGCAGUAUGUAGUUAUUUAUUACAAAAUUAUAUUCACCUAAAUGGCAACCAUCUACAAAAACAAUGAGUAAUUUUUCUACUUUGAAGAUCUACAAAUGGGGGAAAACCUUGUUUUGGAAUUCUGUUCUAUUCCUCAGUAUCCAGAAAGUUUCCGACACAGUAAAAGAAGGAAAGUUCUACCCUAAGAGCCACCAUCACUGCAGAUUGCUGAUUUGUCAGCCAUCUGUUACUUCUUAUUGAUAGAUGGUAUUGGAAUGUGGUACAAAGUUAGCUCCGAAGAAUAUAAUAAUGAAGACAAUAAGUAUGCACUGUAAGAACUGACCUCAGGUGUGCAGAUCUACUUUGAUUUGGGGUUUUGAUGAAUUAUUUUCUGAAAAAAAGUUUAAAUAAUGCCUGCAACUAUUGUGUUUUUUCCUGCAGAAUAGCCAGGUGCUACAGAUUUUUUAAAUUGUUGUUGUAUUGAAAAGCUAAACAAGGCCAAAAGGUUAAAUUUUUUGAAUAUUUAAGACUUUCCUUUUUAUCUUUUAUAGCAUUACCAUAGGAAACUGUUCCAAACUGAGUUAGCUUUAAUUAUAAUUAUUUUAUUUAUAAAUGGUGAUAGUCCCCAAAUCUGUACACCUUUCUCACUCUCUGCAGUAGAUAUACUUUAGGAUAGUAUUUCUACAUUCAUGGCAAGCAUUUUGCUAACACCAGUGUUUUUCAUUGUGAAUUUUAUCACUAUUACUAAGAAUGCAAUUUAAGUUGCCUUUUGGCAUCAUAUAUCAUAAAACUUUCUCUCUGAAUCAUACCCAUGUGUGGAUUUUCAUUUUAUAUGAUAGUGUAGCAUAUUAGAAUCAUAUUUUAAAGUAGGACCUUUGAGAAAUUGAAAAAACAUUUAUUUGAAGUUCACCAUAGUACCUUAAAGGAACAAAGGGAAUGUGGGAUAGGAGUAACUUGAAUUCGUGUUUAGUAUGGUGGGCUUUGAAUUUUUUUCACUAUCAAAAAUAGUGCUUUUCUGUAGUUAAAAAUUAUAAUUUUUCUUUUUUUGUGUCCAAACUAACAUAAAAGUAGUGGUCAAAGAAGGAAAGAAAGAAAAAUGAGGGAGGAUGUCCAAACUUUAUGGCAUUUUACUCCUUUUGAAAGAGAAAUACUGUACUUGAAUUUUUGACCUAUGCAGACUUAUACCUAGAAUGUUUAUUUCUUCGAUUCUUAGGAGGAAAGCUUUCUUCCUAAUGAUUCUUGAGAACUUUUUAUUUUGUUUGGAAAACUGUUUCCUAUGUAUAUAAAAAGGGUAGUUACCCAUUUGUGAGUACUUAAAACACUCCACAGAGUCAGAUAGUGGGAAAGGUCACCUUUUUUAAAUUCAGCAGGUAUAAAGUUAGAAUGUAUGGAAUUGUGCAUAAAAUUAUAUUUUAUUUUAUGGAAAUAUUUUUGUAUAAUAAAAUUUAAAAGGCUAGCAAGCUAAAAUAAAAAAGUUGUCUUUAAUCCUAGUGUGUUUUCCCAAUUUACUCUUUUCUAAAAUUUCUCUGUUUAGAAUAGAAAAUAUCAUAUCCUGAGAAUCACAGAAUCAUCUAAGUAUGUCUUAUUGAACUGAGGUAAUUGCCGGUCUUAUUCUUCUUGUGCUUUGGUAAAUGAAUGAUAUUUUAGUUGAUAGUGAAAGUAAAUGUGUUUUAUAUUUUUAGAGUGAGGGAAAAAUAGUAAACUUUAGAGAGUUUUGUUGUUGUUGCUAGUUUUUUUUUACCAUGUUGUCCUACUAAAUUUCACUUUGAUACAGAAUUUAAAUUUUGUAACGUCUCAAAAUCAGUUAAGAUUCUUCAGUUUUACCUGUACAUCUUGACAUUGCUCCUUUAAUGUAUGUUAGUUAACCCUGCAUAUGGCAAAUCUUGUCUUGAAUUAUAUCAAUUCCUCUCUCUCUCUCUCUCUCUCGUGUGUGUGUGUGUGUGUGUGUGUGUGUGUGUGUGUGGUGUGGGGGGUGUUGCUAUGAGUAAAACCUUAUCAAAACUUGGUCUAACAUAAUAGAUAACUCAUGAUCCAUUGCUAUCUUUAUUACCCAAAGGCUGUUCAUUACUAUGGUACCAGAUCCAUAAUAGUUGUAGUUCUUAUUUUUUGUGGCCCUUACCUUAAUUAUUUGUAGUUUUAGUAAGUGUUGCCUCAGUUUUUCCCAUAGAAUUCCAAAAUUUUAAUGUUUAAUUAACCUAUCUAUAUAGGACUUCUGAAAACCACAUCAGGAAUGAAUGUAAGGUUAAAUAAGAGGUAGAAUUCAUAAGGUAAUAGGUAUAAUGGUAGCUUUCAAAAUUUUAUUUUCUCAAAACAUGUCUUAGCCACUGUAUUUCUGAGAACUCAGACUGAAGCACAGAAGUCACAGUAUGCUUCUUUUAUUUAAGCACACGAUUCAUGACACAGGUACAUGUUGAAUAAGUGUUCUCAUUGCAGAGAGGUCUACUUGAAUAUAAAAGGGACAUCAUACUAGAUUAUUUUUGAAACGAUAGAAUAGGAAAUCUAGAGUUGUGGAAGAAAUAUUUAUGCUUUGGAGAUCUAAAAAAUUUGAAUGUAAGAAUUGGAGGAGUCUAGUUUGUUCUGUUAACAUAAAGUGACUAGAUAUAUUAAACUGCAAGUCCUGUCAGCUUCACCAUAAGCUUGGGCCUUCUUCCAUCUUGUUUUAUUUAAGUCUCUUUAAGUGAAAUUUUGUUGUCAUUGUUUUAGCAUUCAUGAACUUGCUUACCAUCACAGGUUUUACCUUAAUUUUCUUUGCCAUAUGUUUUUCCAUUUUAUGGAACAUUAGCCACCAUAGAAACGUAAGAGUUGUCAGAAGACUCCUGGGUAUAGCGAGCAAAUCGACCUGCAUCAGUACUAUAGGGUACCAAACAGACUCCUUUCAUGUAAUCCCAGCAUUUGAGGAUUCCAAGUUGGGCAGACAAUUUGAGGCCAGGAGUUCUAGACCAGCCUGGCUAACAUGGCAAAACCCAUCUCUACUAAAAAUAUAAAAAUAGCUGAGCAUGGUGGCACACAUCUGUAAUCCCAGCUGCUCAGGAGGCAUGAGAACCACUUGAACCCAGGAGGCAGAGGUUGCAGUGAGCCAAGGUUGUGCCACUGCACUCCAACCUGGGUGACAGAGUGACUGUCUCAAAAAAAGUUCGUUAAGUGUUGAUUUUGUUGGAUUAAAGACUGCUUGUUGAGGUGGAUUUUAAAAAGAGUCUGUUCAAACCAACUGCCUGGAACCAUAAUCUGCCGUCAGAUUGCUAAACUUUCACAUAAUCCCUGUGUUUCCUAGGGCUACAGGGAAGGUAAACACAUCUCAGAUAAGCCAUCUCCAAGGAUAGCAGUUCCUGGGCUGCAAAACUAGAUCUGGAUUUUGUUACGUAGGCAUCUCUAAAAUCUGAGCUCAUGGAUAUGACGUAUCUCUUCUUUUCACCUUUGCCUUUGCUACUUUUAUAUUUGUUAGAAUUACAUUUCUUUUUAAAUUUUGAGCUUCCUUCCCCCUUCACCCCAUUUGUAUUUUUAAAAACUAAGGUAUAUGUAUUUGCUGGGUUUUGCAUUCUUUUAUUUUGUGUUCCAUUCCCUGCUUUGCCAAAUAAGUACCACAUGAAAAGUGGAGGUCCAGAAGUAUGGUAAAUCUUCUCCCUUAACCUUAUUGCCUGUGUGGCUGAUAGCUAACAGAAAAAUUCAGUUUUGUUUUUUUUUCCAGUGUUUUUUUUGGGGGAGUAUAUACUUUUAAAAUGUACAUAUAUGUUUUUGAUAGUUUUUAUAUUCUUUCAUUUUGUAUAUUUUUGUCCUGAUGAAGAGUGAUAUAUAUCAUCCUAUGAAAAUUUCAUCUACCCUUCCCAUGUUACCUAUAUGGGCAAUAGGUACAGCUACAGACUAGCUAUUUGGUUUCCUUCUUUGGAAGAAAGUGAUGAUGUUGAGAGGUGAGCAGGGUAUGUUCUUUUAAAAGUGUAUACAAAUGUUUUUGCUGCUAUUUUGUGUUACUUCAUUUUGUAUUUCAUGCAUCCAUUUUGUGGACAUGUAGAUAAAACAUGGUGAUCCGAAAGCAUGACAGAUGUCCCCUUUGCCUUUCUCCUAAUUGUUCACAUGAACAAUAACUAACAGAGCAGUCCUCGUUACUGUUAUUUUGACUAGUCUUGUGGGCUGGGGUUGUAUAUUAUUCUUUCAAGUGUGUAUAAAUAUUGUGCCACCUCUUUCUACUUCAUUUUGUACUUGUUUCCUUCUAUAGAUGUAUAUAUAUACUUAAUGAAAAUUGAGGUUCGGAGUAUGACAAAUUUCCUCUUCUCCCUUUUCCUUAUUGCCUUUUUAGGCAAUAGCUAAUAGAGUAGUUUGUUUUGUUUUGGGGUGUGAGAGAGAAUGGAGUAGGUACUUAAUGUAUAUAAAUAUACUUGCUACUACAUUGUAUUACUAAUUUAAUUCACACUGUGUCCUUCUCGUGGACGUGAAAGUACCAGUGAAAUGUGGUGAUCUUGAUGUAUAACAGUUUCCCAUUUUCCCAUCCCUGUUGACCACUGGGCAGUAGCUAACAGAGUAGUUGUCAAAUGGGGUAUUUGAGGUGAAGGGGAGGGAUGGGGAAGGUAGGAAAAUGCACUUACGUUUUUACUACUCAUUCUAUUAAUUCAUCGGGUGCCCAGACUGAAAGGUACAUAAUGAACCACGGGAUUCCAGAUGUAUAACAAUCUCUCUUUCCCUUUCCCUUAUUGCCCAUGUGGGCAGUACUUAGAGUAGUUUGGGUUUAUUGAAGAUAUUUUGCUAGGAGAGAGAAAGUGGUUUCAGAGUAAAAGCAUAUACUUUUAAAAUGUAUAUAAAUGUUUUUGCUACUUUUAUGUCACUACCUUUCUUACCUUGUCCUUUCCAUGGAUAUAUGAGGAAAAUUGAGGUUCAGCCUGCAACAACUCUCCUCUUCUCCCCUUCCCUUAGAUUGCCUGUGUGGGCAGUGUCUAAGAGAAUAGUUGAUUAGCUUCAGGGAUUCUUCUGUGGGUAUUGGGGUAUAUACUUUUGUAUAUGUAUGAACACAUUUUUACUUCUUUAUUAUAGUGUUUCAUUGGGUACCUGGUCCUUCACUUGGACAUGUAGGUUCCUAAUGAGCCAUGGAGUUAUGGAUGUGUAACAGUCUCUUCUCCCUUAACCCUUUUUAUGUAUAUGGGUAAUAAUUUUAAAGUAGCUUGAAUUUUUUGAAGUUUUGAGGGGCGGGAGGGGUCUAAGGGCAGAAUAUAUACGCUUAAAAAAUAUAUAUAUGCUUUUUAUUACUACAUUGUAUUAGUUCAUGCUGUAUCAAGUCCAUUGCUUGGACUUACAGGUACCUAAUUAAACGUGGAGGUCCGGAUGUAUGAAAAUCUCCUCUUUUCCCCUUUCCUUAUUGCCUGUGUGGGCAAUAAUUAUAGAGUAGUAUAGAUGGUUUUUCUUUUUCACUCCAUCUCCCUGUCUCCAGGAGAGCGGAUGUGUACUUUUAGAAAUGUAUAUAAAUGUUCUCGUUCCUUUUUCCAGUUGCUUCAUUGUGUGCCUAGGCCUUUCCAUGGUUACUUAGGUACGUAAUGAAAGUUGGGGUUCAUUCUAUGAAAAAUCUCCCCUUCUCCCCUUCCCUUAUUGCCUGUCUGGGCAAUGGCUAGUAGAGUAGUUGUUUAAGGGUUUGUGUUUUUUGUUUAUUUUUGGUGGGUGGGAGGUGGGGGAUUUCUGGGUUUGUCUUUGUCUUUUGUUUAAAUGUAUAUAAAAGUUUGCUAGUAUUUGUUGUUGUUGUUCUUUCACUCUCAAGCCAGUUUUUUGUUUGGAGUUGUAGGAAUCAAAUGUAAUGAGGGACCCAGACCCAGGAUUGUGGUAAAUAUUCUUUUCCUUCCUCAGAGCCUGUGUACACAAACAAUAGUAUAUGAGCACUGCAGGGCUUUGGUUUUGGCUUUUUGCUUUUGAGGGUGUUAAUGAGGUAUGGGUUUGUGAGAGGAAAAGGCAAGAUAUAUAAUUUUUUUUAAUGUGUAUAAAUGUUUUGCCACUUUUUGGUGUUAACUUUAUUUUGAAUCUGGUCCUUUGCAUGACCACUUAGGUAGAAAUAAAGUUGAGAUUGACUCUAUGAAAAAUCUCCCAUACUCCCCAUCCCUCAUUGCCUAGUGGGCAAUGGUAGAGUAGAUGUUUGGUUUCUUUUGGGGGGGUGUCUGGGGUGUGUGUUUUUAUGUGUGUAUACACACACACACACAAGAACACACAUACUUACGUGUAUAUACAUUUUAUAUAUUCUCUCUAUAUACACAUAUUUUAAUGUAUAUAAAUAUUUGCUACAUGCUGUGUGUUAUAUAAUGUGGUCCCUCUGCUGGGACGUGUAUGUACAUAAUGAAACAUGGAGGUCCAGACGUAUGAUAACUCUCCUGUUUCCCUUCCCUUGUUGCCUGCAGGGGCAAUCAUUUCAUAUCUUGGGUUUUUUAUUGUUUAAUUUUUAUUUUUUUGCAGGGAGGGGUUCUUUGGGUGGGUAAUGGUCAGGGGAAAAGGACAGUGUCUAUACUUUUUAAAGAUGUAUAUAAAUGUUUUCAUGUUACUGAUUUUGUACCUAGUCCUUUGCAUGGAUAUAUAGGUACCUAAUGAAAAUUGAGGAUCAGUGUAUGACAAAUCUCCCAUCCUCCCCUUUCCUUAUUGCCUGUGUCAGCAAUAGCAAAUAGAAUAGUCAUGUGUUCUUUACUUACUUGUCUGUUUUGGAGAGAUUUCUUUUUUUGUUAGGGAAAUAUUCUUAAUAAAUAUAAAUAUGUUUUCAUAUCUUUAUUUCGUUUUGUAGUCUUUUGCAUGGCUAUGUAGGGAUGUAAUGAAAGUUGAGUUUCAUAAUAUGACAGCUCACUUCUUCCUUUGCUACAUAUUCCUCACUUAGCAGUAGUUAGUAUGGUUGUUUUGUGGUUAUUUUAUUUUAUUCUCUAGGAUCUAGUCCAUUAAGGAUGCAAACAUAUAGAUGAACAUAUAUAAUUUGCUUUUUUUUUACUUCAUUAUUUUCCUUUAACACUUAGUCCUUUGCAGGGGUCUGACUGUACCUAACAAAAAUAAACACCUACUAAAUCCCUGCCAUCUGGCUUGAAGGUGUAGCAGUGUAGUGAUGUAGCUAAUGGCAACAGGUGUGCAGCAGAUAAGAUGGGGAAGACAGUUGGAUAUGGUUGAGCUGUGAAAGCUAAUUAGAUCCAGCAUUUCUUAUGGUGAUUCAGAUUGAAUGAGAUAGUGAAAAAGGACCUGUGCUUUUGUAAAUUCUAGAAAGGCGAGAGGACAGUACUGAAUAAAGGUGUGUUUAAACUUCAUUGCUGAUAUAUCUUUUAGUAACUAGUAAACCGGUGAAGCUGAUAAGCCAAUAAGAGUGCUGUCUAGAAAUCAUUUUUAAACCCUUAAGAGUAGCUUCUUUUUGAAGCCUGGAAUUCUGAUUCAUCUAUAGAAGUUUAUUAUGAUUCCAUCUAUAGUAUAGCUUGCGUACCUAGUAGAAAUUGUUUCUUGGAAUGAACUUUUUGAGUUAUUGACAUGGCUCCAAUGAAUAACAACAUGAGCCCUAAAACUAAUCCAAAAGGAAUUUUCUCUUUCAAACCCCACAUCUGGCAAGACAAGUUGGCCCUGUCCCACCAGAGUUCUUUUGUGUGGCUGCAUCUUUCUCCUCUGUUCUCCAUUGUGUGCUUUCCAUUUUGACUUUUGUGCCUAUACGGUUAGAUGUUUUCUUCACUGGAAUUCACAAAUUGUAUUUUGUGUGCAUAUCAUGUAUCCAGACCUGUAUAUUUGCUUUAAGCAUUCUUUUAUCACCGCGUCUCUUUAUCUACCAUAUGGUAAAUGUUAAAACUCCACAUUUGUCUGCAUCAAAGAAAAUGCAUAUGGACAUUUUCUCCCUCCCUCCUUCUCUACUUUCCUCCCUCCCUUCAAGCCUCUUAAGAGUGUUUGUUUUCUCAUUUAUGAUUCCAUGCUGAAGAUUUGCCAUAUUACUAUUUUGGUAACAUUGAGUGAUAGAACUCCCAGAAAAUUUGCAAAGCAGUGUUAUAUACUGUAUAUUAAACUCAGGUUCUAGUGUUGAACAAUUAGCCUAUAUACUUUGCUAUUACUUAUACCUGCUGCCGUAGGAAAAAAAAAAUGUUUAUUCAUGACACAUUUAAAUUUGAUCAUAAAUGAAAGAAAAAGGGGCACCUUUUUGGAGUUAGUCAUGGUAGUCAUUAGUGAUAUUUCUGAACAGUUCUUAAUUUAAAAUACUUCAGAGGAAGUAAAGGUCAUGGCUUAGCUGGAGGAAAUGCUCCAGAAGUUUCAACUGUAUAAACCAUCAGUACAAUAAUACUCUGUGUAUGUAUGUGUAUAUAAAAUGAGAAUUACAGCGUAAUUGGAGCAUUUGCAUCGAUCAACAAACUCACAUUGAGACAAAACUUAGUCUUACAGCUGUCGUGAUUAAAGCCAAGUGUUCUAUGUUGCUGUGAAGAAUAGUCUCUUUCAAAUACUUUGGAAAGUAGUUACUUGGAAACUUGUAAAGGUAUUACACUUUUAUAUUUAAACCCCUAUAGAGAUCUUCAAUUCCUUGAGUCUGAGCUUGUAGGUGGACUUCUAAAUUUGUAUUAUAAUCUGUCUUUUGUGAGAUUUUGAAAAUACAUAUAUACAAUAUUGUAUAUGCAAAUUGUGUUGUUUUACUUGUAAAGGGAAAAGGCUUAUUUUUCUUUAUAUUUCUGAUAACUUGUUUUGCAUAUGACCAGCACUGACUGAAAGGCAUGUUUAACUGCAAACACUGUUGCUUUUUUGUGAAAUGAAAAUAAAGUAUUUAAAUACAAA
Messenger RNA from Callithrix jacchus (white-tufted-ear marmoset), 12193 nucleotides. It is a transcript of the gene LNPEP, whose product is annotated as leucyl and cystinyl aminopeptidase. NCBI's taxonomy places the organism in Eukaryota, Metazoa, Chordata, Mammalia, Primates, Cebidae. Gene Ontology annotation, biological process: regulation of blood pressure; peptide catabolic process; proteolysis. The record is from RefSeq and is a predicted model, not a curated record. Gene Ontology annotation, cellular component: plasma membrane; cytoplasm. Gene Ontology annotation, molecular function: peptide binding; metalloaminopeptidase activity; zinc ion binding.